GUGAAAUUCAUAGCGACGCUGCGAGCCGUUCGACUGUACGCUUGUUUAUUUGUUGUGAGCAAAAUGAGUGAUGUACUGAAGACGGACAAAUGGAUAGUGUUCUUUAGAGUUUACGGUCGACUACCUGCUUUCUGGAAGGUCACCGAUGAAGGCUACAAAAGCAAACGUGCAAAGAUAGAAGGAUAUCAAAAACUUCUAAAGAGCUACCGGAAGAUCUACCCCGGUGCGAAUGUGGACAAUAUGCGACGCAAAAUAAAUCGCAUACGAUGUAGUUUUCAUCGCGAGCUGCGUAAAGUGAAGCUCGGUGAAUUAUCUGCCAGGAAUAAAGAUGACGUCAAUGAACCAAAAUUGUGGUAUUUCAAAGAGUUCCUGCGCAAUGAUAUCGCGGAGGACACAAGCGACGUGGUCCGGGAGAAGGAGGCAACUGACGAAGAGAAGCCGAUGGUUCAUUUUGACCAGAACGAUGUGAUUGAAAUUGAACCCAUAUCAAAAGACAUCAAACCGAUAGCAAUCAAUACUGCUUGUCCAGAGCCCGUAGCACCCAUAGCAACCGUAGCUCCCAUAGCACCUCGAGCGGAGCAGCCGGAAGUAGUAGAUCAUCAGAAACUCGAAGAGGCCAAAAUCUUUGCCGAGGACUGGGCAAUUUCCUAUUGCAAGUUGGAUGCACACAACGGGAUGCUGGCCAAGAAGGCGAUCGAGGAGAUCUUUGUGUUGGGACAGCUCAAAAAGUUGCAGUACAAUUCUGUAAUGAUGCCAUAAUAAAGAAUUUUAAUACAAAUAAUAUUUUUAAAUUACAUUUAUUUGUC
This is a messenger RNA of Drosophila albomicans, 806 nucleotides long. RefSeq lists its product as uncharacterized. The record is from RefSeq and is a predicted model, not a curated record. NCBI's taxonomy places the organism in Eukaryota, Metazoa, Arthropoda, Insecta, Diptera, Drosophilidae. Bases 64 to 759 code for a protein of 231 amino acids. The transcript has 2 exons.